Molecule: messenger RNA, 1602 nt
Organism: Aplosporella prunicola CBS 121167
Lineage: Eukaryota; Fungi; Ascomycota; Dothideomycetes; Botryosphaeriales; Aplosporellaceae
Exons: 3
Coding region: 1-1602 (533 amino acids)
Molecular function (GO): 5'-3' DNA helicase activity
Source: RefSeq, a predicted model, not a curated record
AUGGCAGACGGAGAGGUUUCUCACCAUUUGGAACUCAUCACGUACCGGAUCAAGCGACGAUUCGAGGCGAUGUAUUUCAAGCCUCCGGGCAAGACGGUCGGCGAGGAGGCAGCUAAUGAUCAACCCGUUGAGGAUGACGGCUCUGAAGUUUCCCCGGAGAUUCACGUGGACCCGGACUCAGACGCCAUUCUCAUGACCGAAAUUGUCAACGAUGGCCGCAAUGCUUCCAAGGAUACUCGUGUGACUGAAAGCAUCAAGGCAACAACUGUUGAGACUCAAGUUUUCGACCAGUGCAGACAAGAAGCUUGGACCUAUAAAGAAGCAAAAGUCACCGCUUUCAACCAGGCUAUCAAAAAGCUCAUCGAGAAUGCUCUAAAGAAUAGCCAUGUGAUCGUCGGAACUACGAUUACCUCUGAUGACCUCCACCGUAUGGACAAAUUCAAUUCCACGCUCGCUAUCCUCGAUGAAGCUGGUCAGGUGGGAGAGCCCCAAGCUCUUACUGCCACUGGCAACACCCCGACGGCCAAGGCUUACAUCCUAAUCGGAGACAACAAGCAGUUGUCGCCAACGGUCGUAUUUGCUCCUAGAAAGGGCAAGAUCAAUGUCGAUUCUGAGUUGCCAGUUAUCGAUCCUGCCCAAGAUGAAGAUGAUACUGGAUCUGAAGAUGGCGAUAACGAAAGCGAGUCUGGAGAAGCCCCCAGUAACGAACUCUACCAGCAGAUCACAUGGUUAUUGCUGGCUCGUUUGCUGGAGUUAGGAUUUCCGGCGCAUCUGAUGACCAUCCAGCAGCGUGCAGUCCCCGGAAUUGCGCACCUAUGGUAUUCGUUGGUCUACAGCGCCAAAGUUAGCAACGGUGACAGAACUGCUGUCGUUGUCCGCCCAGACGCCGUGGCAUUUCAGGCAUGGGUCAAGACGACACAUGGCUUCGACAAUACCAGUGUUAUCUUCAUUGACACAGAGAACUCGAAGUUCACCUUCGCCGCCGGCACAAAGUCCGGGAAGAACGAGGAUUUUGCACUCGAAGCCAAGUCUAUUAACGAGGCGCUGAAUCAAAACCACGGUAUCGCCAAGAACGACGUUGCUGUCGUGACUCCAUACACCGGGCAGGUCAUCACGUACAGCAUGUCCGGAGUGCCCACAGCCCACACUGUCGACAGCUCGCAAGGUAGUGAGUUCUCUAUUGUCGUCUAUGACCUUGUCGGCGCUGGCAAUGGUGAGAGGCCCAUUCACUUCAUCGAAGACGGGCACAGGCUGAAUGUCGGCAUCUCGCGCGCUCGUAAUGGCUUGAUCAUCAUCGGUGAUUCUCGCGUCGUCACGGCGAAGCCCAGGUCGACUGAAAGCAACAUGAGCCAUCUUCUCGGAAAAGUUUUUGCGAACCUCCAGGAACUUGGUCCUGUCGUCAAGAAAACCUUUGAUCAUCCUACCAAGUGCAACAUUUGCUCAAAUCUUGGACAUGUUGCUAGGAAUUCCCGGACAAGGUCAAGUCCAGGUACUGCCAGGCCCAAGGCCACAAGGCUGCCGAAUGUCCGGAAAAGCCUCGCCGCGUUUGCCACAAGUGCCAGAGCCCGGAUCAUCUUCUUAAGGACUGUCCCGACCGCCUGA